Messenger RNA from Lottia gigantea (owl limpet), 2382 nucleotides. RefSeq lists its product as hypothetical. Gene Ontology annotation, cellular component: plasma membrane. The record is from RefSeq and is a predicted model, not a curated record. The transcript is spliced from 2 exons. Gene Ontology annotation, molecular function: calcium ion binding. Gene Ontology annotation, biological process: homophilic cell-cell adhesion. Bases 1 to 2382 code for a protein of 793 amino acids. NCBI's taxonomy places the organism in Eukaryota, Metazoa, Mollusca, Gastropoda, Lottiidae.
AUGAUUAUUCUUGUUGUAUUCUCUGAAUUAAGCACCAGUAUCGGGAACCUACAGAUAACCUUCCGUGUAACUGAAGAGGAAGCACCAGGACUAUUGAUAGGCUACCUGAGAAAUGUACCUGGACUUUCAACGUCAGAAAAAAAUCUUCGAUACAGUUUCUUAAGUUUGAAUGAUCUUCGCGUCUCAUCCCUCUUUCGUAUCAAUUCUGUUACAAGCGGCCUUGCAACGGCUAAGAAGAUAGAUAGAGAACAAUUUUGUGAGUUUCUAGUCGAGUGCGUCAUACAAUUUGAUGUGCAAGUUAGAUCUGUGGAAUCCUCAUAUUUUGAAAUAUUUGUAGUUCAAAUCAUUGUUGAAGAUAUAAAUGACAACAGUCCUGAGUUUCGAACGAAUGAAAUUACAAUUUUUAUUCGAGAAAAUACAAAUAUAGGUUCUGGCUACCGUGUAAGUGGUGCUGUGGAUCGCGAUGGUACUCCAAAUAAUAGCGUUCAGUUCUAUGAAUUGGUUUCAAAUACCGAUGCAUUCCAUUUCAAAGAGAUAAAGAAGUUGGAUGGAUCAACUGAUAUAGAGAUUAUCAUCAUGAAUAAUCCAGAUCGCGAAGUGAAAGGUUACUAUCGUUUCUUCAUUGUAGCCAGUGACAACGGUCAUCCACAAUUGUCUUCAAAAUUGAUAGUAAAUGUCAAUAUUACUGACGAAAACGACAAUGCCCCUGUAUUCUCUGAACGGAAUUAUAAUUUGACAGUACGUGAGGAUACACCACCUUAUACAGUGAUCGGUAAAGUGCUAGCAACAGAUGAAGAUAUUGGCAUCAAUAGUGUUCUUAUCUAUAGUCUCAGUUCUAAAAGGAGUGAACUAUUCCAAAAUCUAUUUGCUAUAAAUCCUAAAAACGGCCGCCUAAGCGUAAAAAAUGAACUGCAGUUGUAUUCUGGAAGGCAGCUUAGUGCUGUCGUCGAAGCGACAGAUAGUGGAACUCCUUCAUUUACUUCCCAAGCCAUAGUUACAGUUACGAUAAUUGACAUAGGAAAUAAUCCUCCUCGAAUUUCCAUAAGUCCCAUCGCGUCUAAUGACGGUGCUGCCAUUCUUCUUUCGGAAGCAUCACGUGUUGGCACUCCAGUGGUACAUGUUGAGGUUAUUGACAUGGAUCGUGGACAAAAUGGUGAGGUUGAGUGUAAGUUAGUUCACGAUUACUUUAUACUACAGUCACUGAAAGGUCGUGGGUAUAUUGUACAAGUUAAACGUACUCUUGAUCGGGAAGAUGUGGAUGAUCAUAACCUUACUAUAAUGUGUGAAGAUUUCGGAAAUCCUAGACUGUUAACAAAGGUACAUUUGUACGUUAGACUCUUGGACGAAAAUGACAACAGACCGCAGUUCACUUCCAAUGUGUACCAAAUAGACAUGGUAGAAAACAAUGAGAUCGGCAAAUUUAUUGUUUCGGUUUCGGCAUCAGAUGCUGACACAGGACGGAAUGGUCUGAUACAGUACUUUAUCAGCCUUCCAUUUGAAUCAUUGUUUCAAAUAGACAAAACUUCAGGUGACAUUACUACAAACUCAAGCCUUGAUAGAGAACGUUUUUCCUCUUAUAAAUUAACAGCUGUUGCUUCUGAUAAUGGUGUUCCACAACUCUCAACAUCCGUUACGUUAACAAUAUAUGUACUGGAUAUAAAUGAUCACGCGCCCGAGAUACUGUCAAAUGACAGUACAAGUGUUGUAACCGUACCUUCCGACACUAAAGUUGGUGUUCCCAUUUUCAAAGUAAAUGCGUCUGACAAAGACGAAGGGGAAAAUGCAAAAUUAAUUUAUUCCUUAAUUGGUGGAAAUAGCGAUAGCAUUUUUCUAAUCAGAACUAAAACGGGAGAGGUUGUUCUUACCAGGAGAAUAACUCCAGAGGACAAGGAGAUACAUAACCUAACCAUCUCUGUGAGUGACAAUGGAAAACCUUCGCAAUCAACACUUUCUUAUUUUAACGUCCAGAUCCUGCAUGUGAAUUCCACUUCAAAUCUAGAAAAAGGAACAACUGAAUUCAAACAUACCAUAAUAAUUAUAGUGGUUGUUACGUGCCUAGUUUUACUACUUUUCUGUGUCUUACUUGCAUUUGUCUCGUACAUUCGAAAAUCUAGAAACUUUUAUCCAAAUUCAAAGAAAGUUCAUAAAGAGGAAUACGAAAACAUUAAGAAUCAAAGAUAUGUAUGGCACCGUGCUAACGAACAAGAAUUAUCAGUGCCUGUUCAAGAAAUGGAUUAUGGGCAUGUGUUAAAUGGUGUCUAUGGGGAAGACGACAAGAGUUGGCUUGAUUAUGGCAGAUGCAUUGAUCUUCACGAGAAUAAGCAGUUAAUCACUUUUAAGGUCAGUCUGAACAACAAUUAUUUGUUCAGUAAGUUGAUAUGA